Molecule: messenger RNA, 1950 nt
Organism: Saxophila tyrrhenica
Lineage: Eukaryota; Fungi; Ascomycota; Dothideomycetes; Mycosphaerellales; Extremaceae
Gene: ATG22
Product: Autophagy protein 22
Exons: 3
Coding region: 1-1950 (649 amino acids)
Biological process (GO): amino acid transmembrane export from vacuole
Source: RefSeq, a predicted model, not a curated record
AUGGUUCCUCGACAAGCCUCGACUCCGGGGCUUACACCUCACCUCGACAUCCCCAAACAACAUCGCGCCGUAUCCCCGUUAUCCUCUCAAAGUCGCGAGGCCGAUGACGAGCGCUCGUCCUCGUCCAGCCGGUCCAGCAGUAUGGGCCCCUUAAGCCUGGACGAUGCAUCCGACACGCCCCAGCCGGCCUUCCCGGGAGAGGACACACGCCCGACUUCCAAGAAGGAGCUGAGUGGCUUCUACGCUUACUCCUUCGCGGCAGAGGUGUUCGUCGUCUGUGGACUGGGAGCCUUCAUCCCGAUCACUCUCGAGGACCUGGCUCGGGAGUCUGCAACUGCUGUCCUAGCGAGCGACCACAGCAAGUCUUGCAAUGCACGAGGCAUCGAGUCCAACGAUCCGAAUGGCACUCCUCACCGCGGUGGAGCACAAUGCGUGUUCAAGAUCUUCGGCGCCGAGAUCAACACCGCCAGCUUUGCGAUGUACACGUUCUCGAUCUCUGUGCUCCUCCAAGCCCUGCUGGUCGUUACAAUGUCUGGGGCUGCAGACCAUGGACGAUACAGGAAGAAACUACUGCUCGGAUUCGCAGUCGUCGGAGCAAUUGCGACGAUGUUCUGGCUACCUGUCACGCCUUCAGUCUACCUAUUUGGCAGCCUUUGGGCGAUCAUUGGCAAUAUUUGCUUUGGGGCGAGCUCUGUGUUGUUGAACUCUUUUCUACCCCUACUGGUUCGGAACCAUCCGGCGGCUAGUGGACGUUCGGUCGGCGCUGUGGAAGGGCACCCGGCGGAGUUCGAGGAUACUAGCGAGCAAGCUCACCUGCGAUCGUCAGACGUACCUCCGGAGAACGACAUAAUGGAUUCAACAGCAGCUCUACUACCGUCAGAUGUCCAGACACCGUAUCCACGAUCACAGUCAACACCAUCCCCGGAAAUGCAGCUGUCGACGAAGAUCUCCUCCUACGGCAUAGGCAUAGGGUACUUUGCUGCCGUGUUGGUACAGAUCUUGUCAAUCAUGAUAUUGAAAAUCACGGGCGCGAACCUCUUCUCGCUUCGGCUGGUGCUGUUUAUUAUCGGCUUGUGGUGGCUCAUCUUCACCAUUCCAGCAGCUCUCUGGCUACGUCCGCGGCCUGGACCUCCCUUGUCAUUUGGCAAAGACGGCGAAACACGCAGUUGGUCGGCCUACGUCACAUACUCCUGGAUCAAUCUGUGGAAGACCGUCGCCCGCGCUCGUCGCCUGAAAGACGUACUCUUGUUCCUGGCCGCGUGGUUCAUGAUCUCGGAUGCCGUGGCUACGGUCUCUGGAACGGCGAUUCUCUUCGCUAAAACAACCCUGGGCAUGGAGUCGUCGGCUCUCGUGCUCAUCAACAUCAUCGUCACUAUAUCCGGAAUUGCUGGCGCUUUCACGUGGUCGAAAGUCAGCCGCAUCAUGCAGUUAACCCCUAGCCAGACUAUCUUGACCUGCAUUUGCCUUUUCGAGCUGAUACCGCUCUAUGGUCUCUUGGGCUACAUCCCAGCGAUUCAACGCUUAGGUUCGUUCGGCUUGCAGCAGCCGUGGGAGAUGUACCCCGUCGGAGCGGUGUAUGGCUUGGUUCUUGGUGGUCUAUCGAGCUACUGCAGGAGUCUCUUCGGCGAGCUCAUACCACCGGGCUCAGAAGCCGCUUUCUACGCCCUGUACGCCAUCACCGACAAGGGGAGCAGUGUGUUUGGGCCUGCUAUUGUCGGAGCUAUCACCGACGCCACGGGUGACAUACGGCCUGCGUUCUGGUUUCUCGCUGUUCUGAUUGGCAUGCCGAUACCAUUGAUGUUCCUUGUGGAUGUGGAUCGGGGCAAGAGAGAAGGCGCUGCGUUGGUUCGGGAGACGGUGCGCAUUAUUCCUACUGGAAACGAUCGAGACAAUGGGGUUCCGGAGGAUGAGGCUGGACUGCUUGCGACGGAGUAUGAGCACCGAACGUAA